Penicillium nucicola is the source of this 498-nucleotide messenger RNA. RefSeq lists its product as uncharacterized. The transcript has a single exon. The coding region runs from base 1 to 498 and encodes 165 amino acids. The record is from RefSeq and is a predicted model, not a curated record. NCBI's taxonomy places the organism in Eukaryota, Fungi, Ascomycota, Eurotiomycetes, Eurotiales, Aspergillaceae.
AUGUCGCUACUCGGAAAGCCGAUGAAGCAAUACUCUUGGCUUCCAUGGUCCAUUCGUAACAUCUAUGACUGGCUCCAUUACUCUGAGCCCACCUGGGGCUACACAAUCUACCGGACGACCUACACUCCCCAAUCCAAUGCCGCUUUCCCGCGUAUGGUCGACCUCACCACGAAGUACAUGAAGAACGGAUUCUACGGUGAAUACGAAUCUUCCCUUCGCGAAAGAUCCUAUGCAAAUGAGUUCAACAUCACUCCCUGGGAUGAAAUGUGGCUCAAUUACCAGCCACGGGUCAUUGAAGAUGCUUCCCAGUUCGACGGAGCAUCGAUCAAGAAGCUCCGCGAGCAUUUCAGGGCUGACGCAAUUGAGCGUGGUGUUCUCGAUGUAUUUCCUGGGUAUCGCAUGUUUAUUCUCAUUGACGAAGAAAGUUUUCAAACGUUACAAAACGCUCCCCUUCCAGAGAGCUCAAAAUACGACGAGGAGAGACGUCCAAUUAUGUGA